Molecule: messenger RNA, 604 nt
Organism: Neurospora crassa OR74A
Lineage: Eukaryota; Fungi; Ascomycota; Sordariomycetes; Sordariales; Sordariaceae
Exons: 1
Coding region: 66-293 (75 amino acids)
Source: RefSeq, a predicted model, not a curated record
CGAAAAAAAAAAAAAAAAAAAAAAAAAAAAAUCAAAGUCAUCGUUCCAGUUUUCUGAAGCCAAAAAUGUCCUGCCCCUGCUCCCGCUGCUUCAACAACCCAUCCACUCCUCAUCACUCCGAACCAUCAUCCCCUCCUCCUUAUUCACCAUCAGCCCCUGCUUCUCCAGGGGUAGAGAAAACAUCGCCGAGCAAGAAAAGCAACGGAUCCCCAUGGUUUAAGAAGAAUAGCGCAAAUCCCCCGCGAUACAGCGUGGAGAGCACGGCGUCCGAUUUGGUUGGGUUACUGGGUUGAGUGAUGGUCGGGAGUGAGGGAGAUGGGGAAAGGAGUAUGGGACUGGGGGGAACGAAGGGGAGUGAGAAGGAGGGGAGAGAAGGAAGGGAAGAAAGGGACGGGAAAGGAAGGAGCGGGUAAAGAAGGGAAGGAUUAGGUAUAUAGGUACCUAGGUACUUGAAGACCGGUUGCGGUUGCAUGAGUGAGUGGACUUGAUAAAGGAUGAAAAGGGGUGAAAAUGAUGAAGAGCGUUGAAGAGGUGCAAAGAAAGCUUGACAGGAGAUGACACUGCGUUUGGGAUUGCUAUGUGAGAUAGCUGUUCGAAUAGGUGA